Molecule: messenger RNA, 2058 nt
Organism: Drosophila grimshawi
Lineage: Eukaryota; Metazoa; Arthropoda; Insecta; Diptera; Drosophilidae
Product: dnaJ protein homolog 1
Exons: 6
Coding region: 499-1539 (346 amino acids)
Biological process (GO): negative regulation of transcription by RNA polymerase II
Cellular component (GO): cytosol
Molecular function (GO): protein-folding chaperone binding
Source: RefSeq, a predicted model, not a curated record
GUCUCAAAGCGUCGUCGUCGUCGGUAAGAUCGAUCGUUCGCUCGCUUGUCGUUGUCGUCGUUUGUUGCGCUCUAACGGUUUCCAAGCGCCCAUUCUACGCAUUUUUCUCGGCUAAUACACUAAGGAAUUAUCGCGCUAAUAAUAAUACAACAUAAUAUAAAAACAGAUACAAGAUUUUGUGAAGCCACUACCAAUUAAGAAGAAAACAACAAAUCAGCAAACAUGUAUGUGCCAUUAUAGAAAGCAGUAGAUUUUAUGGAGCAGUAUCAUAGCAAAUAAGUAACGUCUGGAACUAGAAACAUAUAUGUAUGUAUAUAUAUACAUAUACAUGUAUAUAUAUGUAUAUAUGGACAAUAGACAAAUGAUAUAAACACAGUCUUAGAGCACAGCGCAUAGAAUUAAAGACGACGCCUUUUUUGGGAACUUCAUAUAACUAUAUAAAGCAACUCAAAACCACCUACACACACUCACACUCACACACACAUAUAUAUAUACACAAUGGGCAAAGAUUACUAUAAGACUUUAGGCAUAACUAAAACUGCCACCGAUGAUGAGGUUAAAAAGGCCUACAGAAAACUGGCGCUUCGCUAUCAUCCGGAUAAAAACAAAGCAGCCAAUGCCGAGGAGAAAUUCAAAGAGGUCGCCGAGGCGUACGAGGUGCUCUCGGAUAAAAACAAGCGUGAGGUGUACGAUAAAUACGGCGAGGAUGGACUGAAAAGUGGCGGUGCUCGUAAUGGCGGUGGCAGUAAAAAUACAUUUACAUAUCAGUUCCAUGGUGAUCCACGGGCCACAUUCACACAGUUCUUUGGCAACAGCAAUCCGUUUGCAUCGUUCUUUGACAUGGGCGACAAUCUGUUCGAUAAGAAUGUCUUCGAUUUGGAUACGGAACCCGAUUUCUUCUCAUCGCCAUUUGGUGGGCUCGGCUCUAGGCAUGGACUAGGUAGCGCCUUCAGAUCACACUCCUUCAAUGUGCACACACCGUUCAAAAAGGAACAGAAACAGGAUCCACCCGUCGAGCAUGAUCUCUAUGUCACCCUGGAGGAAAUCUAUCAUGGCUGUGUUAAGAAAAUGAAAAUCUCACGUCGUGUAGUUCAUGCCGAUGGCAGCUCCAAGAAGGAGGACAAAGUCCUGCAAAUAUCUAUUAAGCCCGGCUGGAAAUCGGGCACCAAAGUCACGUUCCAAAAGGAAGGCGACCAGGCGCCCGGCAAAAUACCAGCGGAUAUUGUGUUCAUCAUACGGGAUAAGCCACAUGCCAUGUUCAAGCGCGAAGGAUGUGAUUUGCGCUAUACGGCGAGGCUAACGCUCAAGCAGGCACUGUGCGGCGUUGUCUUUCAAGUUCCUACAAUGUCCGGCGAUAAACUGCGCAUCAGCACCAUGCAGGAGAUCAUUAAGCCGAACACUGUGAAACGCAUCCAGGGCUAUGGCCUGCCCUUUCCCAAGGAUACCACAAGGAAGGGAGAUCUACUUGUCGCCUUCGAUAUACAAUUUCCGGAGAAAUUGACUGCCGCGCAAAAGGAGGUGCUCAGGGACAUGUUAUGAAGAUAAUUCGGAUGCCGCCUUAACCACGACAACGACUCACUCACCCAAAAAAAAAAACAAACAACAACAAACAACAACAACACAAACAACUCAGCUACACACAGUCUACGUCUUCUUUUAGUUAGUCAUACUAAAAACUGCAAAAAAAAAACAAAAAACACUACGCAAUCAAAUGCUAAAUGUUUUUUUUUUAUUUUUUGCAUCAUUAUUCAUGAGUAUUGAAUGUGUCAUCAUUCAAAUAAUUCGAUUUAUUUCGAUUCGACGCGCAUUUUCAAUUUGUGUUUUUAAAAAUUAAUUUUACAGGAAUUUGUAUCGUCUAAUUUUGCUCAUUGAAACAAACUCCAUUUGGAUAAAAAAAAAUACAAAAAAAAAACAACUCCUCUCCCACCCCAUCAAGUUGCAAUAAUACAUUAGUUGACCAUAGUUAUUAUAUCGUAUAAUUCUUAAUUUAUUUGUCUAAAUUAAAGCUACGUAUAAUAAAAACACACAACAAACAUGUAAAAAAUGAAUCGAUGAAAA